UUGCGUGAUUCCCAUCCAUCCUCUGUUAAUACUUAAAAAAAAAAAAAAAAAAUGGCAGCUGAAUCUGCAAGUUAGGGCUCUUCGGACAUGAAUCUUGCCCCAAUCUUCAGCAACUAAAAAAGAAAAGAUGAAGAGACUAAGAUCCAGCGACGACGUUGAUUCCUGUAGUGAUAAGAAUGCUGGCGGAGAACCUCUCAACUCGGACCGGCCCCAUCGGGACUUCUUCCACAAGUCCUUCUCUCGCGACCGUGACCGUGAACGCGGGGGAGAUGCCGGCUUCUCGAGGGGGUUUUCCCGUAGGCGAUCCAACCGUGACUUUGAUAAUCAUCGAAAGAACGACCCGGAUGCCCGGUUCCAUCGAUCUGAGAGCGCUUGUUUCUCAAGGAGGGCUUUUCCAAAAGGAUUUCGUUCUGAGAGGGAGAGGCCCAAAAGGGAAGAUAGUGUCUCCUCCUGGAGGAGAUUUAGUGGUCCUGGUAAUGACUUUGGCGUCGAAGACCGAGAUAGGAGAUUAAGAGACUCUGAAAGGGAUAGAGACGAUCAACCCAAAUUGAAGCUACUCGAUUCCAGAAAUUCCCGCUCCAGAUCCAAAUCUCUAGCUUCUCCUACAUGGUCCAAAGAUUCUGGGAGCGAGCAAUCCAAAAGUGUUGGAAAUGUUGGCAAGAAAAGCGAGGAUGAAGUGCAGCGUCAGAUCAGUACAACCAGUAGCGAGAUGGAGGAAGGGGAGCUGGAGCCUGACCCUCAACCAGAGACCGCCUCCGGGCUUUCUCAUCAAACCAAAGAUGACGCUGAGAAACCUUCCUCCUGCGCUGCUGCUGAUCAUAAGGACGCAAGGAUUGACGUAUUGGAGUUGGAAAAAAACGCUGAAUUUGAUGCCGAAACUGUAAGUAACCAAGAACUCAGUCAUGUGGGUGGUGAUAGGGAUAUGGAAACAGCUGAGAGCAUGGCGGAUAAGAAAACUGUUGAGGAAGGGGAAAAUGUGCUUGAGCAUGCCAGUGAGACCAUGCAUGUUAAUCAAAACAACAUGAAUGAUAAUUCUACAACUUCAGCUAGUGAACAUGAGCGUAGAGAUGACACAGCCAUUGCUAGUGUCACUAAGAUUACAGAUAUGGUCGAUAAUAACAAUGAAGACUACAAGGAGAACCAUGAAGUGAAGUUGGAAGAAAGUCUUUAUCCAGAUGUCCCUGAGCAGUUUCAGCUAGAAGAGUUUAAGGGAGUUCAAGGUAUUGAUGGUGAUACAAACAAAGCGGAAACUGAAGCAGGCCAUGAAUGUGUUGAGGAAAAUGCUCUAGGGAUUAGAACGCCUGCAGAAUACAUUACCAUUGUAUCGGAUUGCUCGGUCCACAAACACUCGGAUAACAGCAAACAUUCUGAUGUCCCACUUACUCAUUUACAUGGGAACGCACUAUUUUCUGAAAGAAAGCCUGAGGAUAUUUCCGAAAGGGAUAAAGAUGAAAAAGAUGACAACUUCGGAGGACCUAGUAUUAGAGGAUUUGAACUGUUCUCUAGUUCUCCUGCUCUAAGAAAAAAUAAAACUGACCAGUCAAGUGUUAAUAAGCCCAAGGAUGAGAAAUUGUUGUUGGAGCCACUGGAUCUGUCACUUAGCCUACCAGAUGUUUUGUUGCCAAUUGGUGGCCAGGAUACUAAUCAGCCUCUGGGGUCACCAGUCCGUUCUGAAAGUGUUCGGUCUUUGACAGACACGUUUUGUACCAAUUCUGAUGGCUUCACCAUGUCUAUGUCCUUUUCAGGUUCCCGCUCAUUUAAUCAUAAUCCAAGCUGUUCACUAAAUCACAAUAUUGGAGAUAAUGAGCAGUCAGUUCAUAGCCGACCUAUAUUUCAGGGUAUCGAUUGGCAGGCACUUUCUCAUAAUGAUCCAAAGUACAACGAGAAUAUAGUCUAUCAAAGACUGAUGGAAAAUGGAAAUGGUUCAGUUCAACCUCAAGCAAUGAAAGGCAUUUUAAUUUCUGGUGAAGCUGAUGAAGGGCAUCUUAGAUUGGCUGAUGGGAGCUCCAAGGCAGAGAAUAGACUUGAGAAACAAUUGAGUUUCCAGAAAAGUGUUGAUGUUAGAUCAGCUUGUCCAAGAACCAGCUCUCUUGAAAAUGGCUCAAAGUUUGUUGAGAAGAAAAAAGCCAAGGACUUUUUCAGUGGUAGCAAUUCCUGGAUAAAUGGAAUGGAAUCUGGUGGGCAUGAUUUUGUUGAGACGGUCAUUAGAUACAUUCUCUCCGAUUCGAUGCAUCUGAUGACCAAGAGAUUUCAUGAGAUGCCCAGUCGAUACAUAAGUAGCUUGAAGGAAAACAUCCGGCAGAUGAUGCUGAACAUGGAUAAGAAUGUACAACUUGGUGCUUUUCAAGAUGCUCUGCAGAACAGGACUGAUAUAACUCUUGAAUUGCUUACAAAAUCUCAUCGUGCUCAGUUGGAGAUCUUGGUCUCACUAAAAACUGGGCGCUUAGAUUUCCUUAAGUUAGACAACAGCAUCUCGUCUCCUCAUUUAGCUGAGAUUUACAUGAACAUGAGAUGCAAAAAUCUUUCUUGCAGGGUUUUGGUGCCUGUGGAUGAAUGCGAUUGCAAGGUUUGUUCAAGGAAGGAUGGAUUUUGUAGUGCUUGUAUGUGUCUUCUGUGCUCAAAUUUUGAUAUGGCAUCCAACACCUGUAGCUGGGUUGGGUGUGAUGUUUGUCUUCACUGGUGCCACACAGAUUGUGGGAUAAGAGAAUCUUACAUACGGAAUGGGAUCCAAGCUUCUGGUGCUCCAGGAAUUACCGAGAUGCAGUUCCACUGCGUAGCCUGUAACCAUCCCUCGGAGAUGUUUGGCUUUGUCAAAGAAGUGUUUCUAAAUUUUGCCAGGGAAUGGAAAUUUGACCGCUUUUGCAAGGAACUUGAGUAUGUCAACAAGAUAUUUUCAUCAAGCAAAGACUCUAGAGGAAAACAGUUGAGACAAGCUGCUGAUGCGAUGCUGGAAAGUUUGAAAAGUAAAUCGAUAGGCCUUCCUGAAGCUUGCAAUCAGAUAUUGGGUUUCAUUUCAGACUAUGAUUCAUCCACCCCUGGUGAAACUUCUGCCCCGUUCAGAUACGAACAGCCAAAACCCAGGCAUGAGAGGGGAAUCUAUAGUCAGGACACUGCAUGGCUGAGAUCGGUUUGCUCAGAUAAACCUCAUCAUCAGCUGAAAAGGUCUGUGAGCGUAGUUGAUACGUUCCACAGAGAGAGACUAGCUGAAAUAUGUGGAGUGGAGAUUGGUUUGAAAAGGGGAUCGGCAAAGGAACCUCAUUUUGAAGAACUGGAGAGCAUCGUGAGAAUGAAGCAAGCAGAGGCAGGGAUGUUCCAAGGACGGGCAGAUGAUGCAAGAAGAGAAGCAGAGGGGCUGAAACGAAUAGCAAUAGCGAAGAAGGAGAAGAUAGAGGAAGAGUACAAGAUGAGAAUAGGGAAGUUGAGCAUGGAGGAGGCAGAAGAGAGAAGGAGGAGUAGACAGGAGGAGUUGGAUGCAAUAGAGAGAGGGCAGAGAGAGUUUUAUGAAAUGAAGAUGAGAAUGGAGGAAGAGAUGAGAGGGCUUCUCACCAAAAUGGAAGUGACAAAGCAGAGUUUGGCCUUGUAAUAGUUGUAGUAGUAAUCAUAUGUAAUGUACACAAAACUCUCCCCGUAUGUAUCUCUUAAGAUAAGUGUAAGGUCUUCUUUUAGAGAGCAUUAAAGAGUUUUGAGUCCGA
Molecule: messenger RNA, 3692 nt
Organism: Capsella rubella
Lineage: Eukaryota; Viridiplantae; Streptophyta; Magnoliopsida; Brassicales; Brassicaceae
Product: protein OBERON 4
Exons: 3
Coding region: 128-3583 (1151 amino acids)
Cellular component (GO): nucleus
Source: RefSeq, a predicted model, not a curated record